Molecule: messenger RNA, 1899 nt
Organism: Psylliodes chrysocephalus
Lineage: Eukaryota; Metazoa; Arthropoda; Insecta; Coleoptera; Chrysomelidae
Source: the annotation of a GenBank genome assembly
GUCAAAUAUCCAUUUAUGUCAAAAUCAACAAAACCAAUUCAACAAUGAGUCCAAAACAUGUGUGUAAAUUAGAAAAUGAACCUGUAAAAUCAUUUUUGCCUCCACUUCAUCCGGCAGGAAAAUGUCACCAAAAAUUUCAAAGAAAGCUAAGAUUGCUCUUGACGCUGAACGAUAAGGAUCUAAGAUGCAAAACGUUUUUCAGAACUACAUCUUCACUACGUAACGAACAGAGAAGACAUGGCAAAAGUCCCUAUUGGUUCGUAAUACAUCCUUUUAGUAAAAUGAAUGUCUUCAUAGAAAGACUUUUUUUGAUUUUGUUUAUUGAACGAUGGCUUUUUUUCGUAGCCAUUUAUGAUAGACCAUAUUCGAUUGUUGUCCUUCAUUAUAUUAGAGAUUUUUUCCAUGCAUUGGUAAUGGCUGCUUUUUUUAUAACAGGGUAUAUAGAGUCUAAGAUCAAUAAAAUAAUCAUAUCUCCAAAGAAGAUAGCAAUGCGUUAUUUAAAAACGUACUUUUUCAUAGACUUCUAUGUUCUAUUAGAAGAUAAUUGUGAUGUAGUUGUGGAAAAUAUAGUUAUUUGGUUGCAGAAAAAUGUGUCUUGGGCUCCAGAAACGUCAGUUCCCUUUGUUAUUCCUCUUAGCGUUUUAAGCAUUGUCUGUUAUAUCAUUAGAAUGAGAAGCAUUCUAAAAAUUAUUAAAUUUAAUGCUGCAUCUCUAGGUCUUGGUAAACUAUCUACUUUUAUAUUGACUCAAUCAACAAUGGUAAUUUUCGUGUUACACUUUUACACUUUUCAGUUCUACCACAUUCCUUGGCAGAUAUAUUUUCAUAAUAAUUAUAUUCCUGAAGAUAGUUGGAUAGUUAAACGUAAUAUAACUAGUGUUGAAUAUACUUUUGAGUCUUAUACAGAAGGAUUUCUGAUAGUUCUAUCUUACUUUUUAGGAUCGAGUUACUCGGAUAUUAUAACUCAACCAAAUGAACAGCUUCUUCUUUUUAUAUUUUGUUUUACUGGUAGACUCUAUGUCCUUGUAAUUAUAGGAAAGAUUUUAGUGUAUUUUGGAAUUGGAGAUACUGGUGAAAGUCAGUACGAGUGUCUUUUCCUGCAAUUGGAUAACUACAUGAAAUCUAUGGACGUUCCUCUACAUUUACAAACGCAAAUUAUUGAAAGAUUCAAGUUCAACUAUCAAAAAAAAUAUUUUAAUGUCCAAGAACUUAUGGCAACAUUAACGGACUAUCUAAAAACCGAGUUAUUUAUGCACGGAGCUAAGAAGCUAAUAGCCCUAAACGGGUUUUUAAAACAUCUUGGUUCGAUUGAGCUAGGUUUGCUGUUUGCUCAUAUGACAUCCGAAACGUACGCUAAGGAAGAAAUAAUCGUAGGAGAGCUCAGAGAAAGGACUCACACGUAUUUCAUUUUAUCAGGAUCAGUUUCAGCUAUUGGAAGUGAUGGUGUAGAGCUGUUUCAUUUGCAAGACGGUGAUGAAUUUGGAUUGCUGAAUUUAUCUAAAUUAGCAUCAUAUGAAUCGUAUUAUUCGUUUUGUUUCGUUGCAAUUGAAACUACUGAGGUAUAUUCUUUGGAGAAAAAAUGGAUUCAAAUGGUGUUAGAUCGGAUUCCGAAGCUUGGGAAAUACUUUAACCAAAGAGCUGAAGAACGUAUGGCGAAGAUAAAAUUAGCCUACAAAACUGAAGAAAUAGGUGGGGAGAUCGUACUGGAUAAUAUGAUGAAAGGAAGAAUAUUGGAGCGUCGAAGACUAAAAAAUAUUGUCUUAGAGUAUUGAGUUGGUUACUUUUAGUUUAAUGGAUAGAAAAAUAGAGUAUAGAGUAUUAUAUACCUGUGAGGGAUAUUUAUAAUUUUGUUAAAUAGAUAAAGAGUUCAAACUUAAAUAUAAAUUUAUAUUUGUUCAUGAA